CUGCUUUCAAGGCCUCUUCUCGACGAGUGUCAAUUUCAACCUCGCCUCGAUCCCAAGGCCUCUCGCCUCCCCCCCUCGAACUUCCUCUCUUGCCAUCCGGCGACGAUGCAGAUACCUCGGGCCUCCCCAUGCCCGCAUGGCUUCCGGUCUCCAACGUGAUAUUAGUCACGCCAUCUCGGUGCCCAGCCCGACCAGGCAGACGUCGAAAGAGCCCCCGACGACAUGUGGAGUGUGCCGCCGACCUCGCUGCCAGCUACACUCGCACAGGGCGUAUCUCGCCCACCGGAGUCGCCGCGGCGGCGGCAGCGGCGGCGGCGCCACGAAGAAACCUACGGAGCAGCAGCCAGAGGGAACCGGCGAGGACGAUCCACCACCGCCACGCCGCCCGAAGCUGCUCGAGACCAGCUACGCGCGGUCGUAUGCGUACACGAGAACCGUGCCCUCGUUGGGCGCGGGUAGACUGGAUGGGUUCCACGACUUGCCGGUAGCGGGUGGGCAUCAAGCCGAGCUACAUCAAUCCGUUUACAACUUGCUCCAUUCCAAGAUCGGAGCCGCCACCGCGUUCCCCCUGCCCACGGGCCUCGCCGUCAACGAGAUCGGCGGGAGCAUGAUCAUCCCGGUGCUGACGGACGCGUCGCUGUGCCUCAGCGUCCUCGCGGCGUGGAAGGCGGUCCAGUUCCUGAUGGGCCACAUCCCGGCGUUCCCGCACCUCGCGUACGAGGCCCGGGCGCUGCAGUCGCUGCGGCGCCAGUUGCUGGCCCCCGGCGCCGCGGGCGUCACGGACGAGGCCGUCCUGUCGGCCGCCCUGCUCUGGGCCACGGCGACCAUGUUCGCGCAGCCCGAGGCGCUGCGGCGGCACGCGACGGGCGUCCGCGCCCUGGUCGCCGCGCGCGGGGGGCUCGGCGCCAUCGGACGCGGCGGGGCCAUCGGGCAGGCCGCGGCGAUCAGGCAGUUGGUCCUGUGGGCGGACUUCCUCACCGCGCAGUUCCUGGGCGACGACGUCCUCUUCACCGACGACACGGACGCACCCUCAGACCACCCGCGCAUGCCGCCGUCGCUGGUCCGACUGUCGCGCGACAUCACCAUCCCGCGGGGCUUCGACGCCGCCCUGGGCGCCGAGACGCGCCGCGCCGCGCGCGACCUGAAACUGCUGCUCGUCGCCCACGACGCGGCCACGCGCACGGGCCGGCUCUCGAUCGCCGAGUACCAGGCGCUGAUGGGCCUGCUGAACCGCAGCACGGUCGCGCGCAUCCGCCUGGCCCACCGGCUGCGCGGCGCGCGCUCCCUGGACGAGUGCGCCGUGCUGGCCAUGAACCUGCUGCGGCUGACGGCGCUGUUCCACGCCGGCCCGCUGGUCGCCAUCGUGGUGGCCGUCGUCUCGCGCCUGCGCGAGGCCCUGGCCCAUCAGGACCUGGACACUUUUCUCCCCGGCGCCACCACCACCACCACCACCUCCACCUCCACCUCCACCGACGACACUAAUCCUCCCUCAAACUCCGUCGACGUGUACAUCUGGGCCUGCUUCGUCGGGCUGGUCACCCCGUUCGAGAGCGAGAACCGCUCGUACUUUGUCGAGAUGCUCACCGCCGCCUUGUCCGUCAGGUACAGAGACCGAGACGGCGACGGCGACACCGGCUGGUGGGGCUGGCCCGACGACUGGCAGCGGGACACCCUGGCGAUGCUGCGCUCGUUCCUGUGGUCCGACUCGGCCUUGACCCCGCUGUACGCGGCCGCGUGCCAGAUGGUCGAGUCGCAUGUCUUGUCGCCGGCGGGGAGCGGCAGCGGUGGCACUGGCGGCAUUGGCAGUGGCUCUGGCUCUGGCUAUGGCACGGAGGGAUGGGUGUCGAAUCCCGAGUCGGAAGUGGACAAGGUGUCGGGCCGCAAGUGAGAUGACGCUGCUGACCCCUGCCUGAGCCCUAUCUCUACCCGAACAAGGCCAGCCCCCCUGCGAGAGCGGGAAAGAAGGAAAGACAUGAUCGUGGGAGCCCUGUUAUGGCCUUGCUGGCCUAGACGCUCCGAUUCAUGGCUGUCAGGCGGUCAAACGGUCAAGGACACCUAGGUUCCUGGAGAAGGGGUAUCUAUUAAUCGCCAUGUACGAUUUGAAUUUGAGAGGGAUGAGAGCGAAGGCUGCUUCUUAAUCUGGGGGGUCUCUGACUGGGUCUGGGGCUAGGCCUUCUGCGCGUCCCUAAAGGCGUCCCCUCUACCAUGUUUGGUAUCGUGGUUUCGUUUGAGAAUAUAGUAUACCAUAGGAAUAAUUGUCGCCUACCUAGGCACCCUGCAGC
Messenger RNA from Cladophialophora immunda, 2282 nucleotides. RefSeq lists its product as uncharacterized. The coding region runs from base 137 to 1888 and encodes 583 amino acids. NCBI's taxonomy places the organism in Eukaryota, Fungi, Ascomycota, Eurotiomycetes, Chaetothyriales, Herpotrichiellaceae. The transcript has 2 exons. The record is from RefSeq and is a predicted model, not a curated record.